UGUGGUGCUUCAUCUAGUGGCUUCCCGCUGGGAAGCCCGGCGGACUUCAUACAGCUGUCGAACGAUGCUGGCGCUCCCGUCUUUCAAGCAGCCCAGAACUAUCCGGAUGUGUCGUUCGCAUCGAGUUCCUUGUUCCACGCGCUGGUCACAGCCAGCCUGAAGCAGGGGUUCGUGCCCAGCGUGAUGAGGGCGCAAGACGCCGCCAUCGCGCUGGCGGUGUUCGGUCCAGAAGGCAGCCGGCUGAGCCUCGCGAUGGUGACGUCCGAGUUUGCCGCAGGCGAGACCAGAGAGGUCGAGGCGCAGCUGCAAUGGCGUCUGCGCGUGCUCUACCACGCCGCCCUGGUGGCCGUGGGGGCCGACCUGCUGCGGCGGCAGCCCACCGAACAGCUCAGGCGGCUGCUCUCGCAGCGCCUGUCGCCGGUGGCGCGCCACGUCAUGGCAGGGGAGGUCACGCCCGGCGUCUGCGGCCCGGUGCCGCGCCUCGGCCUGGCGGUCCGCGGCGCCUCGGUGGAGUGGCUGGCGCACGCCCCCGGCUCGCGCGCCGCCCUGGACGGCCUCGUUGCCUCCUGGCAGGCGGCCGCGCACCUGUCCCACGGCGGCCCGUUCCCUGACGCCGCGGCGGCGCUCUCCUGGGAGGGGCGGCUGGUGGCCGCCACGCCGGCGUGGUUACGGCUGGGCCGUGUGGACAGCGCGCUGCUGCUCGCACUGGCGGAGGAGCUGGGCCCGGCCACCUUCGCGAGCCCGGCGCGCACGUGGGCGCUGGAGGAGGCGGAGCACCUCUGGCUCCCCAGCGCCGCCUCGGCCGCCGCCCACACGGCGGGCGAGGCGCCCGGCGGGGAGCGGCCACGACGCCACCGGCUGGUCAGUGUCCGGCUGUACCCCCCGCCGGAGGGCGCCGGGGAGCUGGCGGGCCAGAGGCAGACGCGCUGCGCGAGCUGCGCGUCGGCCGCCGCCGAGGCCGCGGGGCCCGAGGCGGCCACAGGCCCCGCGGACGCCCCGCCAGCGACGGGCGCGGAGGCCGCCGUCGCGUGGAGGGAGGAGGCCUCGUUGGUGCUGUCGGUACUGGCCGAGGAGGGCGCGGACGGCGCCCCGGGCCCGCACGGCCAGGCGCCGCCGGUGGCCGCGCAGGACCUGGAGCGGAGCUCGCACAGGUGCGGCGCCAGCCUGCAGGAGCUCUGGCGCGGCCUCCGCGGCGGCGCCGCCGCGGCGGGCGCCUGGCUGCUGCUGGCGGGGCCGCAGCAGCUCACCGCCGCCGUGCUGCUCGACGAGCGCGCGGAGGAGGUGGUGGCGCUGCCGAGCCCCUGGCACGACGCGUGCGCGUCGCUGCCUUGGUGCUGCCAUGGCCGACGGCUGAAGGCCACCGCCGUGCGGAGGCUGCUCCACUGGAUGGGCGCGCUGCCGCCGUUGGGGCCAGGGCGCCCGCAGCAGUACGUCUGCUGCGGGCCGUACGCCGUGGGCGCCGCACGCCGAGAGGACGGCAUCUGCUGUUGGGGCAUCGUUUGCGCGAAGGAGGAGCCCCUCUCCGGCGCCAGCCCAGCCGCGCCAGGCCCAGAGCCUGGGCGGGCAGGCGGGGCGGGCGCCGCGGGCGGCGACGCCGUGCCGCACGCGCUCGGCGCCGCGGCCGAGGUGCUGCGCAGGUGUGGGACGUCCUCAUGCAGAUUGGGGCGCAGAACCGCGGGGAUUGAUGAUUGGGGAGGACCGGCCCGAACAGUUCGAGGCUGGCUCGAGAGGCUCCCGCGCUCGGGAAGCUUGAGGGCGGCUCUGGCCGAGCUGGCGGCGAAGACGUGA
Molecule: messenger RNA, 1788 nt
Organism: Prorocentrum cordatum
Lineage: Eukaryota; Dinophyceae; Prorocentrales; Prorocentraceae
Source: the annotation of a GenBank genome assembly